AUGGAUCCAUUCGUUGAAAAAGAGAACCAAAUCCCCCUUAUCACCAAAAAUGACAAGAAAAGAAAACAACACACACCUAUAACUCCUUCAUUAGCUAAGACUGUUAUCAGAAGAAAGGUUGAAGCUCCAAAACUCACCUUUGCAAAUGAUGAUAUGAGAAAGUUAUCAUACAACAAAUGGUUACUUGAACAAGAGAUGAAAAAGAAUGAUGAACUCAUGAAGUUUGCCGAAUUGGAAGAGAAAUUUAAGUCUUAG
Molecule: messenger RNA, 255 nt
Organism: Yamadazyma jaroonii
Lineage: Eukaryota; Fungi; Ascomycota; Pichiomycetes; Serinales; Debaryomycetaceae
Source: the annotation of a GenBank genome assembly